AUGGCGAGCGGGCUUGAGGCGCACGUGGUGCCUGCAGCGGGAGGUGGCAAUGACACGAUGGAGUACACGCGCGGCAAGGCCGGCGAGACGGACAACAAGGGCCUCUCUCUGGUGCAGCAACACGCCCUCAGGGUCAAAGAAGUGAAGCGCAAAGUUGCCGCGGAGAAGCUGACGGCUCUGACCCCGACGAUGAGCCGUCUGACGCGCCAGAUCGCGCUCGAAGAGACAGGCUACAACGUGGACAAGGCGCUGGAGUUCGUGCGCGCGUUCCAGCAAGCCCACCCGGACCAGCUCGACGAACUCAACAAACGCCGGCUCCGCUUCCUCGCGGAGCGCCGAAGCAGGAAGCGCGCAGAAGCUGCCGAGAAGGCCGGGGCCGCGGCGGAGGCCGACAGCGACGCGAGCCCCUCGGCUGAGUCAUCCUCGGACGACUCAUCCGGUGCGUCGGACAGCGACUCGUCGGGCCGCGGGAGGGGGUCGCGUCGGCGGGACAAGCGCCGCAGCAAGUCGAAGAAGAAGUCGCGCAAGCGCUCGCGGCGGUCCCGGUCGCGCUCCCGCGACCGCACGCGCUCCAGGAAGCGCGACAGGAGGGAGAAGGACAAGAAGGCGAAGCGCACACGGAGCAGCCGAGACGACUCCAAGCGGAGGACGAAGCGCAGCCGGCGGUCGCGCUCCCGGUCGCGGGACCGCGGGGGCGACCAGUUCGGCAAGUACGGCGUUCUGCGCGCGGGCGACGUGGACGCCAAGCGGCCCGAGUUCGCGGUGUGGGCGCGCGAGGUCAAGGGCCUGGACAUCGACGUGCUGCCCGGGCAGGAGGAGAAGGAGCUGUGGAGCCAGUUCGUGGAGGACUUCAACACCGCGACGAUGCCGAGCAAGAAGUACUACGACCUGGCGGCGUACGAGCAGCGCAAGGCGGCGCGGGCGGGCGCGGGGGAGCUGGCGCUGGGUGCGGGCGCGGGGACGAACGUGAUGGAGGACGAGGCGAGCCGGAGGCGCGAGCUGGUCGAGGCGCGCCGGGCUGCGAGGGAGGCGGAGGUGCAGGAUGCGUACCGCAGGCUCAAGGAGUCGGGGCGCGCGGGGGACAUGAGGGAGCAGGACCGCCUGCGCGCGGAGAUGACGGCGGCGUACCGCGCGGGCGACACGGAGAAGGCGUACAAGAUCCAGCGCAGGCUCGAGCCGGACGAGCGGCGCUGA
Molecule: messenger RNA, 1194 nt
Organism: Pedinophyceae sp. YPF-701
Lineage: Eukaryota; Viridiplantae; Chlorophyta; Pedinophyceae
Source: the annotation of a GenBank genome assembly